UUUGCCUGCAUUCCAUAUAAAACUCUUAUAAAUUUGUUGGAUUAAAUCCUCCCAAAAUAAGGGCCAGAUUGCACAAGAGAGCAUCUAGGACCCCGACUGCGAGGGUCUUUGCGCUUCGCGCACAUUUUUUUCUGAGUAUCCACUUCACCCUGUCCCUUUCAGGUUUACUUGGAGUCUCAUCUGGCCCUUCAAAGAAAAAGUUUGAGAACCCCUGAUCUAUAAGAUUAAUGAUUUUCAAGAUAUUCUACAGAGAGCAUUCAAAGUGGGGAUGAAGAAGAUGAUGAUAACAGGUGGUUCACUAUCAGAUAGUAAGGAAGCAUUGGAAUUAGCUCAAACCAAUGAUGCCUUAUACAGUACAGUUGGAUGUCACCCUACUAGGUGUACAGAGUUUGACAAACACACCGAGAGUCCAGAAGGAUAUCUUCAAGACCUUCUUAAUCUCAUACAGAACAACAGAGAGAAGGUUGUAGCAUUAGGUGAAUGUGGAUUAGAUUAUGAUAGGCUUCACUUUUGUCCAAAGGAUACACAACUAAAAUAUUUUGAGAAACAGAUGAUACUUGCUGAGGAGACCAAUCUUCCUUUAUUCCUUCACUGUAGAGCAUCACAUCAAGAUUUUAUAGAUAUUGUAAAAAGGAAUAGAGAAAAAAUCAAAGGAGGUGUGGUGCAUUCAUUUACUGGAUCUAAAGCAGAAGUUUCAGAAUUAUUAGACUUGGAUUUUUUCAUUGGCAUCAAUGGAUGUUCACUGAAGACAGCAGAGAACAUAGAAGCAAUGUGCACGAUACCAAAGGACAGGUUGAUGAUUGAAACAGAUGCACCCUGGUGUGAAGUGAAAGCAACUCAUGCUGGAUUCAAACAUGUCCAAACUAAGUUCCCUACCAAGAAGAAAGAGAAAUGGGAAGAAGAUAACUGUGUUAAAGGAAGGAAUGAACCAUGUCAUAUUAUUCAAGUUUUGGAGGUGAUGGCAGCAUCAAGAGGAGAGGAUAUCAAUGAGCUUGCUGAUAUUAUGUUUGAGAACACAGAAAAUAUGUUCUUCUGUAGGUGAUGAUUUCUCUACAGCGACAUCAUUCUCUUGAUCCCUUGUGUAUAAACUGAUAUUGAACUGUUCUUUACAUUCAUCUCUCUCAGUAAUCUGUCAUUUGAUCUCAUGACAAAUGCUCCUCUACUAAUUUCUCUGAAGAUAAAAGGGAAGGGUUAGAGUUGCAAUCAGGUUUUUUGUUUGAAAUCAUUUCAGGAUUAGAAUUAAGAUAAGGUUUGAGGUAGGGGUUUAUGUUUGACUUAAUGUGUGCAUUUUCAGUUGGAGUUGUUGGGGAGUAAAUAUCAAGAAGUCCAAUCUUAGAGACUAAUUUAUUUAUAAUUAAGUGUGAGCCAACUCUAGUUUGAGUUGAGCUGCCUUUCCUUUGCAUUGUCAGAUCGACAUGGGAUGUUUAGAUAGUGACAACUAUUAUUUGAUUUGUUGUUUUUUAUUUGUGACGUUAUAAGUGAACAGCUUCCCAUGUUAUCAUGAAUUUGAAAAAAUAAAAGAAAUGCAAAUUUCAGUAUAUUAAAUCAUUUCACAACAUAUUGGGCAGCAGCUCGCACAGUGCAUAUGUCACAAAUCUAAAACUUGAAUUCUAAAGACUUCUUUAAUCUUUGAUGGAUUUUUCUCUUAUCAUUUUGGGGGUAUUUUAACGUAAGGGCGAGCUUUUCAUGAGGGUAAACUUCCCCUUUAAAGGUCCCAAAACAUACAAUUCAUGUUAUCUUCAGUUAAUGUGUACAUCAUAUAAUUUCAAUAUUUUUUUCCACUUUUCUUGCAUGUUCCUGCAGUAUACUAAGCCCCGCCCCACUAAAAUCCACUCUGUUUUUUUUUGCCUCUUGUGAUGUCACAGGAGGCAGUAAUAAGCAUCACAAUACACAAUGCUAUGCAACUUGCCAUAACUAUGCACCAUUGCUAAUAAUCACAAGUCUUCAGACAACACUAGGGCCUAUAUAGCUACCAUUCAAACUGUCAUUUAGUUACUGCUUGUGAAGUGGUAUUGUAUGAAGACUUGUAAUUGUUAGCAAUGGUACAUAGUUAUGGUAAGUUGCAUUGCUUUGUGUAUCAAUUGGUAUGCUUAUUUUUGCCUCCUGUGACAUCAUAAGAGACAAAAAAAAUGAUCUCAUUGAUUUUAAGGAUGCCGGGUGUAAUAUACAAAAGAAAAAUGAAAUUAAAAGUAUUGAAAUUAUAUGAUGUACAUUAAAACCCAUCAGGACAUGAAAGUAAAGACUCAUACAAUAACAGAACGUAUUCUGUAUUUCACAAAUAUAAAGAAAUAUACAAUCACAAAUAUUUGCAUUAUCAGAAGAGUAAGCUGAAUGGAAAAAAAAUAAACUUGUUUAAUUUCUUUCUGUGAAUUGUCCAAUCUUACAAUACAUAUAUCAUACAUGAAUCCAGUCCAACAUAAUGUUACAAUUAUGUACAGGUAGCAAUAUCAUAGAAUGUGAAAAUGGAUUACAAACUAGCAAAUAUUCUUUUUCAGUCGGUAAACUGCCUCAAAAAAAAUCAGAAGUGAAAUACAGGAAAUUAAUAUACUUGUACCGGUAAUUGUUUAACAUCUACACAUGAAAUGAUCACAAUAAAUUCCUCUGUUUUCCAUUUUCUAAAAUGAAAGUUUGUGUUCUGAACAUCAAAUUUUAUAUUUUUAAGUGACAUGUAAAAACAUAAGGCAAUUGAGAAUAGUGAAUAUCUAAGAAAAACCAGUAUAUAUUAUACACUGUGGAAUAGAAAAAGCUUGUCAAUGACAUUGCUAAAAUAAAUUAUUGGCUGACUUUGCUCUCAUGAUUUAUGUGGUAUUUUUUGUAAUUCAAAAUGUCUAGCCACAUAUAAACUUUGUGCUUUCCAUAUUCUGUGAAUUCCAUGAUUUUUUUUCAAACUGGCAACUCUGACCCUUUACCAAAAUUUGUUAAUCAUGAAAUGCAUCUAGACCAAGUGUAAAGACAAUAUCAAAGAGCCCCCACUGUCAAACAAUAGUAAUAAAGGUAAUUCUAUUAAGACAUACUUUCUUCCUUUGCUGUUGUAUUUCUUUAUUUACAGGUGUCCUGACCUAUGACACAAUUUUUAAGAAAAUCAGGUGAAAAUGGGACAAAAAAAAACUUGUCUCUUGAAAAUGGAAAGAAAAAGUUAUGUGAAGGCCUUAUGAACUGAUUUUGGUGUCUUUAUAUUCAAAAUGCGAAAA
This is a messenger RNA of Lytechinus variegatus (green sea urchin), 3191 nucleotides long. RefSeq names its product putative deoxyribonuclease TATDN1 (gene tatdn1). Gene Ontology annotation, molecular function: 3'-5'-DNA exonuclease activity. NCBI's taxonomy places the organism in Eukaryota, Metazoa, Echinodermata, Echinoidea, Temnopleuroida, Toxopneustidae. The record is from RefSeq and is a predicted model, not a curated record. The coding region runs from base 269 to 1042 and encodes 257 amino acids. Gene Ontology annotation, cellular component: cytosol. The transcript has 11 exons.